UUCAUCUGGCAGUGGAACUCUGUUAUGUCCUGCCAUGUUUGGCGAUUCAGAAAUAUGCGUUAACUCUUCAGGUGCUGCAUACGGUGUGUACACAUAGGAGGGGUUUCGAUUUAAGGACAUUUGCAACGAUACUCAUUCCAGCAGAGGCCUUACUGGUCUGGAGACGUUUUCUACUUACCAACUUCCUCAUGUGGUGCUGUCCUCAUUUCAGUUUUUCCUCCUCUUUCUUUUUCCUCCAUCUCUCUCUGUUCAUACGCACACCACUCUUCCAUGCAUCCUUAUAAGGCCUUGGAGGCCAUUGUCAGGCUUCACACUUCACAGUGUUGCCCAAGCUCAGAAUAAACUAUUUAGGUGUUAAGGGAUAAGAGAGGCAUGCAAAUCAUUUUUAAUUGGACAAAGUGCUCCUUUCCAUGCCAAAACUGGUCUGAUGUUUUCUGUAUUUUAGUAGUCUUGAUGCGCUUAAGAUGAAAGAGAAGAUUUGUAUUAGAGACGACGAGAGAAGUUUGAAAACGGUCAUGGAACUCAACAUGAGGUUUAAGAAACUAUAUUGUAUACAUGUUAAAGUCCUUAAACUUUGUCUCUUCCUCCUAAUAUCAAGUCAUGUCUGUUUAAGUCAUGGUGAUGGAAAGAGUAUACUUGCGAGCAGGAACACGUCUUUCGCUCAUGCUGAUAUUUAAUACUGUAGUGUAAACGAUGCAGAUAGGUCAAGUGAAGCCCUACUGUAUUGCUUUCAUGGAGCGUCAUCGGAACACAUCAAUCGACACGGGGCUUCAGUAAUUCCUUACGGUGAGUAAAUGGUAUUUGAUCCUACUGAAAGCAGAAUAAGUAGUGUGUCGAAACAGAAUUAAAAAAAAAAAUGCCAGAUCAGUGUUACAUGCUGAAAAAUGACGACAUUAAAUUAACUGGUAUAGAUUUUGUGGCUCAUGUUAGUAAAGCGACUGGCACCGAAUGUGUUAAAGAGUGCGCAUCUGCGUGAAGGAUGCGAUGCCCACAGCGGCUGUGCAUUGAUUCCCAGUCCAAGCACCAUGGCCGGGGAUGGCACUGAUGAAGAAACGCCACACCAAAGCACGGCGAUGCAGGAAAGGCGUACAGAGGGAAAUAUGAGGAGUGAUCUAGAGGCUCCAGCAUCUCCAGGAAUAGAGGGUGCUGCCAUCAGGUGCAGGGAUGUGUGUCGCUCUUAUGGCAAGCUGAAGGUCCUGAGCAGCCUAAACCUGACUGUACCGCAAGGACAGAUUUAUGGCCUCCUUGGACCCAGUGGAUGUGGGAAGACCACCCUGCUGAAAUGCAUUGUGGGAACCCUCAAGAUUUCCCGGGGCCACAUCACCGUCUUGGGCAAGCCUCCGGCCUUCCCUGGCCACCAGGUCCCGGGCAGGAUGGUUGGCUACAUGCCCCAGGACAUUGCCUUGUACAGUGAGUUCACCAUCAGCGACACCCUAUGGUUCUUCGGGCGGAUACAUGGCCUCACCACUGAAGAAACACGGGCCAGGAUGGACUUCCUUAUCGAUUUCCUGGAUCUGCCUCAAAAAAACAGCCUCGUCAGAAAUCUCAGUGGCGGGCAGAGGAGACGAGUGUCUCUCGGAGCAGCGCUUCUGCAGAACCCCAGACUAUUGAUUCUGGAUGAACCCACAGUUGGAGUUGACCCGGUCUUGAGGGCAAGGAUCUGGCAGCAUCUGGUAGACAUUGUGAAGGGAGGGCAGGUGUCGGUCAUCAUCACCACACAUUACAUCGAGGAAGCCAGACAAGCCACCACAGUAGGUCUGAUGCGAGGUGGGAGACUCCUGGCUGAAGCUCCCCCAGAGGAUGUGAUGAAACAGCACAACUCACUGACGCUGGAGUGUGCCUUCCUGCAGCUGUGUGAGGACUCGGACCAGGUGGUGUCCAAACAGGAGAGUAGCUCAGAGGGUAAACUCAUGGUGGACAGCCAGACCCCGGAGAGCUGCCGAGACGAGAGCCACCCCAUCCUGAGCUCAGGGAAGAGCUCCUCACCGGCAGACGAAGCGCCCAGAUUUACAGCGGACUGGAAGGUGAGGGUGACACACGUGAUGCCAAAGUGGCGGAACAUUGCUGCUCUGGUGAUCAAGACAAUGGUACGGAUGAAGAGGAUGCCAGGGUCCCUGUGUUUCCAGUUCCUGCUUCCUGUUAUCCAGAUCUCUCUCAUGUGUUUAUGCAUCGGUGGGGAUCCCAAGGGUAUUCAGGUGGCCGUGGUGAACAACGAAACCAGCCCAUACUCCUUAAGCCGAUCGCUCCUCUCCUUCCUGGACAACUCUAGCAUCAUCCAGGUCAACCUGUCCCAUGCGGAAGCCUUUGCUGGCGCCCAUAAUGGGGAAUAUUGGGGAGUUAUAGAGUUUGGCAAAAACUUCACCAGCUACUUGACCAAGAGAAUGCUGAACCCCCGGACUUCAGAGGAGGUGGUGGAUGGCGGUUCUGUGCAUGUCUGGUUGGACCUCACCAAUCGUCAAAUUGCAUUAAUGCUGCAGAAGAAGCUUCACGAUGCCUUUGAGGGGUUUGUCCAGGCAAAACUGGGUACUAUGGCUUAUAUGGUGGCUCCACCUAUUAAGUUCGAGGAGCCCAUUUAUGGCAGCAACAACACAGAUUUCACCACCUUCGUCACACCAGGGGCUGUUCUGAGCAUCACCUUCUAUCUGGCUGUUGGACUGACUGCUUUGUCGUUUGUGCUGGAGAGGAAAGAGGGCAUGCUGGACAGGUGUUGGGUUGCAGGCGUGAGCUCCCUGGAGACCAUGCUAGCACACCUGUUCUCUCAGCUCCUGGUCAUCAGCGUCCAGAUCGUCCUGUUGCUCAUCUUCAUCAUCCUCGUCUUCAAAAUUCCUAAUGAGGGUUCUCUGGUGCUGGUCAUCGCUUUAAUAGUUCUGCAAGGGGUGACAGGAAUCUCCUUUGGAUUGGUCAUCUCCUCCGCCAUCGACGAUGAGCAGUCUGCCAACCAGGCCGCCCUUGGUGUCUUCUACCCCAAUCUCAUAGUCAGCGGUGUGAUCUGGCCGGUAGAGUGCAUCCCGUACCCCCUCCGCUACAUCAGCUUGGCUCUGCCUCAGACCUACGCCUCCGAAGCCCUGCGUUGCAUCAUGUACAGAGGAUGGGGUCUUACGCGGCUGAUGGUAUGGAGGGGUUUCGCCGUCACUCUUGGCUGGAACACGUUCUUCCUCAUCCUGGCCACAGUCAUCCUCAAGCUGAGGUCGUGAAGUCACCUCCCCAACAAGACGUGUCGGGGGCGAGGGAGAGCCACGUCAGGCAAGACCCAGGCUCCGCGGCCCGGUGUAGGCCUCUCCCUCCACAACAACACUGGGCCUCCGGAAAUGAAAACAAGGGUGAAUGUCUGGGCUUGUCAGUCAGAACCACAGUUCUCCCUGUCUUUGUCAGCCGUGUCUCACUGGCAGCUUCAGAGCAAAACACACCUUAU
Molecule: messenger RNA, 3412 nt
Organism: Clupea harengus (Atlantic herring)
Lineage: Eukaryota; Metazoa; Chordata; Actinopteri; Clupeiformes; Clupeidae
Gene: abch1
Product: ATP-binding cassette, sub-family H, member 1
Biological process (GO): transmembrane transport
Cellular component (GO): plasma membrane; ATP-binding cassette (ABC) transporter complex
Molecular function (GO): ABC-type transporter activity; ATP binding; ATP hydrolysis activity
Source: RefSeq, a predicted model, not a curated record